Molecule: messenger RNA, 1414 nt
Organism: Prosopis cineraria
Lineage: Eukaryota; Viridiplantae; Streptophyta; Magnoliopsida; Fabales; Fabaceae
Product: ubiquitin-conjugating enzyme E2 32-like
Exons: 5
Coding region: 210-1133 (307 amino acids)
Source: RefSeq, a predicted model, not a curated record
CGAGCAGCGAGCGUCCUCAUUUUCAUAUCUCCUUUCUGAUGCGUUUUCCCCUCAGAUAUUUUGAUGUGCAUUAUUUGAAUUUUCGUCCAGCGCUUAGCGUUUGCCGUCGUACUGAGCCGGCGGAGGUGGCAGAGGUGGUGUUCGUGGAGGUUUUGAUUCAAUAAAUUUUCCAAUCAAAUUUUAGUGCACGUUGUUUGAGGUCUAAAAUCAUGGCGGAGAAGUACAACUUGAAGAACCCUGCGGUGAAGCGUAUUCUACAGGAGGUGAAGGAGAUGCAAUCUAACCCUUGCGAUGAUUUCAUGAGUUUGCCUCUUGAGGAAAAUAUUUUCGAAUGGCAAUUUGCAGUAAGAGGGCCUUGUGAAACUGAAUUUGAGGGUGGUAUUUAUCACGGACGGAUUCAGUUGCCUGCCGAAUAUCCAUUCAAACCUCCUUCAUUUAUGUUGUUGACACCUAAUGGUCGUUUUGAGACACAAACGAAGAUUUGCUUGAGCAUAUCAAAUCAUCAUCCAGAGCAUUGGCAGCCAUCUUGGAGCGUAAGGACUGCUUUAGUUGCAUUGAUUGCAUUUAUGCCUACCAACCCAAAUGGUGCAUUGGGCUCAUUAGACUACAAAAAGGAAGAGAGGCGUGCUUUGGCCAUUAAAUCUCGGGAAGCACCUCCACGAUUUGGAACUCCUGAACGUCAAAAACUGAUUGAUGAGAUUCAUGAGUAUAUGCUAAGCAAAGCACCCCCUGUUCCCCAACAUGGCCCAUCACAGGACCCUGAAGAACAACACCCUGACAAUGGGGAAGAUGAGACCCGGGUUAGUUCUCCAAAUCCCAAGACACCAGCCAGUGAGGGGCCUCAAGGUCGGACAGAAGUUGACCGAAUUGUUGAAGAACCAGCAAAUGCGAAUCCUCAUCCCUCUGGGGUCGAAGCUCCAACAGAGAUUCCAUCCAGUGUUUCAAGCAACCAAUUGCCCGAAGAUUCAGAUGAAAGGGUUUUGAAUCCAAGGCCAGAAACAAGGGGCCAAAAACCUGAUGAUCGUUUGUUCACAUUGGCUGCAAUUGGACUUACAAUUGCAAUCGUGGUUCUGUUGCUGAAGAAGUUCAUUAAAUCUGUUGAACAUGGUGCGGUUUUCAUGGGUGGAUCCUAGAUGUAUUCGUUGUUCGUGCUGGCUUCUGUGCUCGUCAAAAGCGAGCACCCUUUGAUGUUGUAACUACAGUAAUAUAAUUGCGUCAUACUGCUGUCACCUAUAUACCGUAUGCAAUUUUUAGCAUUCUUAUUUUGCCCAUUAAUAUGGGGUAGUUUAUUGUCAACAUGCUGGUCCAAGUGCAAAAUGUUUGUUAAAUACGACAUUCAAUCCCGAUUUGGCAGUACAUCUGCUGUUGGUAAAUAUUUUUUUAUUCAAGAAUUAAUGUACUAUUUGCCUAUAAA